UAUAUAAUCGGAGCUGCAGACUGCGGGACCAGCGGGUGUUCUGCAGGGAACGAAAUUAAGAUGAAUUAACAGUAAAUAGAUAAGUAACCACGACGAGAACCCAAGAGGUUCCGGCGAGAUCCUCGUAGGUAGUACUAAGUCAAAACAGAGUAGCAGUGGGAGAUCGACGAGAGAACAAAAGUGAGAGAAAAGAAAUGUACGCAAAAAUGAAGGCUCCCAUGCUCCUACCGCCACCAGGUAGACAAGCGGCUGGAGUGCCGUCAUCGUCGUCAAGUAGCAGCAGCGCAGCGACAACUGCAGCCGCGGCCACUUCCGAAAUCGUCACGCGAUUCCCGGCACCCGAGCCACCCAUGCACCUCGAGCCGUCCACCUUCAAGAAGCAGUCAUAUCAUCAAGCACUCCUACGCUACUGUAGCGCACCGGACUUGGCACUGAUGCUACAAGCGCACACAGAAGGGACGCUGAUCAACAGGUACUACCGCUUCCAAGUUUUCAGAGACUGGUGCGCCGCGCGGCCAAUCCCUAUCUAUGAGCCGUACGAGAUCGAGCACAUCAGGCUGUACUGCCUGCACAUAGCCGCGGUCAGCGACCACUCCAAGCUGGCGCUGACCGCUUUUACCGCGGUUACAUACCAAUGCAUCAUGCCGCCCAUCAACCCGAAGACAGGCCGAACAUACCAAUGGCUAGCGUCACACCCGUGCGCCAUAAAAGCACUAGCAAUAGCACAUGACGAUGUGAAACGAACCGUCAAGAAAGAGGAGCAGCACAAGGCGCCGCCCAUCCAGCUACAAGAAACCGCCAAACUGCAUACCAGCGACCGGCAAC
Amoebophrya sp. A25 is the source of this 825-nucleotide messenger RNA. The record is from the annotation of a GenBank genome assembly. Lineage: Eukaryota; Dinophyceae; Syndiniales; Amoebophryaceae.